GCUUGUCCUGUUAGAUGGAAGAAUCGGAAUAUGACGUAGAAAAAAUGCAUAUUGAUUUUACUAAACGAACAAAUGCUCAUCCAGGAGAAAAAAUAUUUGAAGCUUUGGACAAUUGCAUAAAUGAAACAAAAGAUCUUACAGAAAAAUGCGAAAAAAGCUUCGCUCUUACUGAAUGUUUCAUAAAAGCUGAAGAAAAAAUCUAUCCUAAUACUCCUGAAAUGACUGAAACUCAUGAAGAACACGAACAUUAGAGAGGUGUGCGAAUAGUUCAAAUUCGAAUUGAAUCGAAUUGAAUCACAGUGGAUUUGAUUCGAAUUCGUUUUCAAAUCAGAAAGGUUCGAAAUCGAAUAGUUCGAGAAUUUCAAAUCAAUAAUCAAUAA
Messenger RNA from Wasmannia auropunctata (little fire ant), 380 nucleotides. Its product is annotated as pheromone-binding protein Gp-9-like. Lineage: Eukaryota; Metazoa; Arthropoda; Insecta; Hymenoptera; Formicidae. Gene Ontology annotation, molecular function: odorant binding. The record is from RefSeq and is a predicted model, not a curated record. The transcript has 2 exons. Gene Ontology annotation, biological process: social behavior. Bases 15 to 251 code for a protein of 78 amino acids.